Echinostoma caproni is the source of this 1179-nucleotide messenger RNA. The record is from the annotation of a GenBank genome assembly. NCBI's taxonomy places the organism in Eukaryota, Metazoa, Platyhelminthes, Trematoda, Plagiorchiida, Echinostomatidae.
AUGUCCGACGGUCGCCUACUGCAGCGCGCCUCAUUUGCUGUGACUAUUGCAGACCGGAGAAAGCCACGUGAAGGUCAGCAGAUGGCGUGGAGACGCGUCAUGAAGAGAUGCCCAGAGCGAUUAAGUUAUGCGAUGGACGCCCUGCGGGCCACGCUAGAUAGCACGGACGGACAAGUGGCAACCGUCAGCAGAACCAGUUCACCACCCCCUUUGGAUAUUCUCACUCCUCCCGUUGUAGCUGAGUACUGGUGUCACACACAGGUACGGGUCACAAAAAUGAAGUGUUUGCGAAUCAAUCCCAAGGGUUUAGAUGAAGAAAGCCGGGAAUACCUCUCGCUCUAUCUACUGCUUGUUAACUGCGGAACCAAAAGUGAAGCGCGUGCAAAGUUCAAGUUUUCCCUUUUAAAUGCCAAACGGGAGGAAACUAAAGCCAUGGAAAGCCAACGUGCCUAUCGAUUUGUACAGGGGAAAGACUGGGGAUUCAAAAAGUUUAUCCGACGUGAUGUGCUAAUGGAUGAAGCCAACGGCCUUUUGCCGAACGACCGAUUAACUAUUUUGUGUGAGGUAGGUUUACGCUUUAAAAUUUUAAACUUCCAAACUCUACAAAAUCUUAUAACGAGCUAUGCACGCGAACCUUGGGUGCUUUUGAGUACAGAUGAAGCCGGUCACGUCAGUUUACAUCAUCACAAUUCACAUCACUCACACCACCAUCAGCAACUGCAGCAUCACCAACAGUCACUACAACAGCAGCAGCAACAACAACAGCCUGGGGGGGAUCGGGGUGAAUCGGAAGCCACACCACGGUGCAGCGAGGCACCAAAUCCGAUUGUUGUCGGAGUCAGUGAACACGUUCCUCCAAAUGCGUACGUGACAAAUAAUAACGGCCUUAAUCUAGCCCCUACGAGCACAACUAUCCCGCUGAUGACCAAAGGUGUUCUAGUUCCCACUACUGGCUCUUCCAAUUCUAGUCGUUACACCUGUGCCAACGCGUCCAAUAUGGAGGCUAACAUGCUGAAACCGGUGAUUGAUACCAGUAACCCUCCACCUGCUGUGACUGGCACAGCGGUAGGCGGAAACAGUAAUUCCGGGAACGCUGAUUGGCGUUUCACUCCGAGGAUCAUGAUGGCCCGCGGACGAGCGCAGAGGUUAGCUGUGAUCUGUGUGGCAGUAAUGCCUUGA